Diorhabda carinulata is the source of this 7527-nucleotide messenger RNA. RefSeq names its product apoptotic protease-activating factor 1-like. The transcript is spliced from 18 exons. NCBI's taxonomy places the organism in Eukaryota, Metazoa, Arthropoda, Insecta, Coleoptera, Chrysomelidae. Bases 198 to 4172 code for a protein of 1324 amino acids. Gene Ontology annotation, molecular function: protein binding; ADP binding. The record is from RefSeq and is a predicted model, not a curated record.
ACAAUGCGUCAUACUUCAGAUGGCGUAGGAAAGGUUCAAACAAGUUUAUUUUGCUCAUUAUUUUAUAUUUAGUUUUAAUAAUUUUUGCGGUGCUCUAUUAACAAUAGAAUAGAUAAAGUUAUUAUCGAUUUAAAGAUAAGUAUUUUGUUGCUCAACAACAAUGAACUAACGUCAAUUUUAUUCUUUUGUCUUAAAUAAUGGAUGGAUCUCUGAAUUCUCAAAUUAACCAAUACAAGCGUGUGAUACGAUCGGACCUAGACGACUUUACGGAUUUCUUGAUAUCCAAAAAAAUUUUAAACGAAAAACAAUACAAAGCAGUAUGGAAAAAAGAAAAACAUGAACGAAUUGAUGAAUUGUUCAGUGAAAUUCACUCGAACGGUAAUUUGGAAUUGGUGUUGAAAUAUCUUAGAAACACAUAUCCAGAACACGAGAGGGAUAUACUCGAAAAAAGAAAUUUUCGGUUAUCGUUCGUCAGAGGAGGCUUCCCUGAAUUACCUCCCAAUUAUGUUCCUAGAGAAAGUUUGGAAUGGUGUAAAUUGGUAAACGCUGUCAAAGCCAAUCUACAAGAUCUCAAUUGGGAUGAGACUCUUGUAAUACACGGUAUGAUGGGCUACGGAAAAUCCUGUCUCAUAAAUAAUGUUCUGAGAGAUGAAACGGUUCGACAAUAUUUCGACAACUACAUUUUUUGGAUAAAUUUGGGCGAUUGUCAUAGCAAGGAAGAUGCUUGGCAGCCCAUGUGGAGAUUAUACACUUCGGCGUGUUCUGUACUGGAAACUAAGAUCUCGCAUUGUCACGAUGACCAUAAAGUCCUAAUAGACUCAUUAACAAAAAUAUUUUUGAACGAAAGACUGAGAAACGCAAUUAUAAUUUUAGACAAUGUUUCCAAGAGAGAAGUAUUGGCAUGUUUCGACAUUAAAGUGAAAACUAUCAUCACAACGCAGUACAAAAAUAUUAUAAACGGAGACCAUAUCAGAAGAGUAGAAGUUUCAACUGGAUUUUCCUCGGCGGAGUCGUUGGAAUUGUUUAAAAAAUCGUUAAAAACAAAUCAUGAUCUACCGGGUGCUGCCGAAGAGAUUCACAAUAUUUGCCAGGGGCAUCCGAUGUUGAUAUCACUUAUCGGUUCGUAUUUGAGUGAAAAUAUCGAAGACGUUAGAGCCGGACAAGUGGAAAUAUGGAAAUACAUCAAACAGAUGCUCCUGAAAGGAAAUUAUAGCUUGAAUCAAUACACCGAAGGACACGUAAACAUAAAUGAAAUGAUUAAUACUUGCGUAGAAAAAUUACUCACUGAUAAUUUAAGAGAAUUAUAUCAAACUUUGGCGGUUUUUGAAAAGGAUGUUAACAUACCGCCAGUCGUACUUCAAAUCCUUUGGGAUAAAGAUCCUUCGGAGGUGCGCAAUAUCAUGAACAGCUUCGCUGAAAAAUCCCUGAUAGUUCGUUUCUAUCACAAUGAUCUCAAGACUUACAUUUAUGGUAUUCACGAUAUAUAUUUGAACUACCUCAAGAAAAUUACUAAAAAUAACACUAAAGACUUGCAUAGAAGACUUUUGGCUGGAUACGAUAGGGUGACCAAUAGGAAUUAUGCCAAUUUACCGAACGACAAUUACACUUUACAGUUUAUCGGGCAUCACAUUUACCACGGCGAGGAUUUCGAUAAAUUUCAGAUAUAUUUGAAUUUGAAAUUUUUGGAAUUGAAAAUAAAAUCUGUCGGUACCGAAGAUACUUAUAGGGACAUGGAAAAAUACGAAAUUUAUAUAACGAGAAAAGAAUCUUUUUUGAAAGAAAAAUUGAAACAAUACAAGGAUUUUAUAAAACGUUGCGGUGGUAAUUUGUACAGUUACGAAAAGACAGACAUUAUACAAUACGCUUUGAAAGAAAACCGUGACAGUUUCGUAUUUAAAGAUGCCCUACAUUUUGCCAAAUCGUCGUCCCACCUCUACUUACAGCUACAGAAACCAAUCGAGGAAUUUGACUAUUCACAAAUUAUUAACAUAAAAGAUGACAUAACUUCCGCUUGCUUUUUCGAUUCGCCGCAUCACAUUUUAAUCGGUACCACCAACGGCAAAAUUAAAUUGUUUUACGAACAGAGUUCAAAAGAAAUAUCGAAUUUCGUCGGUCACGCCGGCGCCAUAAUGAGUAUGAUAAUCAGUCCUGACAGGAGGUACUUUUUGUCGGUAUCUCGUGACGGUACUGUCAUAUUAUGGAAAUUCGCCGCGGACAGUACGCGGAACAGUCUAGAUCUCAGUACCGGAUGUCUCAUAUCGCCUAAAACGAAACAAUCUUAUUGGCAGGAUAUCCAUACAGCGGAUCGUGGUCAAAUAUAUCCGAGAAAAAAAUUCAAAAUACCCAAUUAUAAAGAAUAUUUGAUAUCGGCUGCUUUCCAUAACGAUUUUCCUGAUACGUUUCGGAUAGCAACUGGAAGUAACGAAGGGAAUGUUACUAUUUGGGAUGCUCACAACGAAGUCGCUUUAUAUGAAACCGGUCGUAAAGGAAUGCCGGUACCUUGUAUACUAUACACAAAUAUAGAGGGUGACGAAUCUGUUAUUUUCGGUCUGGACGACAGCGUCUUCAUAUACAAAGUGAUCAACGAUAAAUUUCAAUAUUUUUAUCAAUUUCACAACAACAUCGUUUGCAAUUCGAUAUUUUUGUGUUACAAUCAAUUUUGGGUGGUUGGGGAUACGAAUAUUACGAUGUGGAGUGGCAUGAAAAAGAAAAUUAUUUUCGAAAACGACGAAGUUAAAAAUAUUUGUUCGACUUUAACUGACGAUAAUCGAUAUCUGAUUGUUAGUACUGAUCGGAGUACUGUUCGUAUAUGGAAUAUCGAACAACAGAAGAUUCUGAGGGAAUUUAGGAACAGAGGAUUAGCAAAUUCCUUGGAUACUUUUUACGACGAAGAUAAUUCCGUUCACAUACUAUUAAUUGGUUCCGAUAAAAAGACUUUGCAACAAUGUCACAUACAACCCUGCGAACGAGAACCUCAAGUUAGGAACAUUCCAACUUUCACCCCGUAUUGGAAAAAGAAAAACGCCCUAACCGCCACAUCGGAUCACGAAAAUAGAUUGCAGAUUUUCAACAAUUACAGUUUGAUAUCGGAAAGCGAACCAUUGGGAUCCCAAAUAACUUGUACUUGCUUUUCGGUGGAUGGUGAUACAGUAAUAUACGGUAUGGAAAAUGGGGAAAUACGUUUAUUUAAGACUCGUACAAAGGAAGAAAUUAUUUUGGAAAAGGCGAAUAAUCGACCGAUAACUUUUUUAAAAUGUUACGAUCCCACUAAUUCCUAUUUGUAUACCAAACCGUUUGUUAAUUCCGGUGAAAAAUUGGACAGUCUAGAUUUUUUCGAUCCAUAUAUAGGUAUAAUAGUGUCAGUAACCGGUACGGAUACAGUAACUGUUUACAACGAUAAAAAAAUAUACAAAAGAACGAUACAACACCCCGUAAUUUUCCACGUGUCUAAACAACUGUUGAUACUCGAUUCAGUAUGCAAUAUAUACGAGUGGGAUGUGGAAAGUGAUGAAUUCAAUCGAAUAAACAAUAAUAAUAUUUUGGAAACUGUAGAUUUGAAGGUAGCAGCGUUCUGUUCCCACAAAUAUUUAAUCGGCGCCGUUUACGAUCAAUGCAACAAUCAUUUUUGCGAUAUUUACAAUUGGAACAACGAAAAUUCCACGGUGCAGUUAUUGAAUAGGAUCGGUAUCGAAGAAAAAGUUACUACGGUCAAAUUUUCUUGUGACGGAUGUCUUUUAGCCAUCGGAAUGUCUUCUGGUGCUAUCAAAGUAUUCAAUCUGGAUCAACAGUAUAAGAGCGUUUCUUUGUUGUUACACGAUGACGAAGUACAAGAUUUGAUAUUUUCUCCUCACAAGGAACCGAUUUUGGUGAGCGUUGGUGAGGAGAUCGCCUGGUGGAAUCUCAAAACGUUUCAGAACGUCAAAACGAGAAAGGGGAGACCCAAAAGCAUCGAUAUAUUAGAAAGUCUAGUAUCAGAUCUAAAUUCGAUGGACGUAUCUUUUUGGUCCGAACGCCAAAUUUUGACCGGUACCGAAUAUCUUCUUUCGUUGAUAAGAAUGAAACACAAAGUGAAAUAUAUAUCGGCCUCCAACGAUUUCAAUUCCUUUUUAACCAUCGAUACGAGCGGAAAAAUUUAUAUAAUGGAAAUUGUUCAAUCUACAAAUAACAUUUGAAUUUUCAAAAUUAGUGCAAUAUUUAAAAAAAAUUCUCAAAUAUCAAUUUUUUGAACGCUUCUCUAUAUACUUUGAGGUAAAUCGAGUCUCGUAUCAAAAUAUGUGAAUUUAUAAUGUUUCAACAGCACCCUCUAAACAGUAGAUCACUCAAAAUUUUUAAAAAUUUCUAAAAUAGUCAAAAAACAUUAUAAAUUCACACAUUUUGAUACGAGACUCGAAAAAAAAUUUCUUUGGACCACCCUAAUAUACAUAUAUAUAUAUUUAUACAGGGAGAAGCAUCUUUAAUUGACGUUUAACAGGUUUUUAAUUUUAUUUUCGAGGUGCAAUAUGAGAAUUGCAACUACCGAAUAUAUUUUUAUUUUUAAUAUAAAAAAAUUAUUGAAUUUUUUGCUCCGGCAUUGAUUUUUGUGAUGACAUUUCGUGAUGUAGCUUAAAGUAAAAGGAGUUUUCGUAACUUUUUUGUCAUUAAUCGAAUAUUUAUUAUCGUUUAUAAUUAUUUGUGUGGUACACUCCUAGAUUUUUAUUCAUAAUUAUUUAAAUCAUAUUUUUACUAAUGUCUUUCGAUUAAUAUUUAUACAAAAGAUUUUUAAUUGUGUAAUUGUCUCUGUUUCUAUUUUAUGUAAUUUUUUGUUUUUAAUCAACAAAAUUUUAUGAUUUGAACAAUUUCCCAUCGACAGUGAACCACACAUUAUAUUAAAAAAUUUUUUGUGAUGUAAAUCAUUAGUUUUUAGUUAUCGAAAAAUGAAUACGAAUAAAUUUCUAACCUAAAAUGAAAAUUAAAAACAUUCCAAUGUAAAAAUCUGAUGAUUUAUAUCGAAUAUUUACUAGUUAUUUAGUGAUUAUAAUGAAAUUAUGCUGCUUUGAGGUGAUACCGUCACUAUAGUCAAUUUUUUCUUGUUCACUAAUCGUUAAAAAGUGAACGGAAUCAUUCGAUAAUGCAGUAAUGAGAAUAUACUUUGUAUCUUGUAAAUAAUUUAUAUAUAAUAAUAACCGUUUAUUAAGACUAAGAGCUAAUCGCAGAUAUUUCACAUAAAAAACUAUUUUUUCACUUUUAUUUUGUUCGUAGCAGUUUUUUGGUAUCAUUUUGUUUUAUAAUGACAAAUUUCUCACUCUGAAAUGGCGUCUAAACUUCCUGUACUCCAUCGCUGCCUCUAAAAUAUUUCAAACUCUAUAUGACAAUGUCCAAAAUUGAUUUGUCGUGAUUAUUCUACUGAUCUCAUUACUUCUAAGAUAAUUUACAGCUCAAUAACAAAUGUCACAUUACAAAAUGGCGUUCAGACUUAACCAUUACAUUGAUCUCAUCUUCCCCAACGUUUUGUUCUACGAUAUAAUUUUCCAAUCGACAAGAGAAAGUGUUAAUUUUCUUUGAUUCCAUUAGUAGUAAAUUUUCGGUCGAAAGAAAACAAAUCUUCCACUCUAUAAUGGCGCCCAAACUUUCUAAUGCUUAUUAUAUCAUAUUGAUGGUAUUGUUUUUUCAAAAAUCAAUUUAAGCCCGACAUAAAAACAUUCAAUUUUGCUUUGAUUUUGUUUGUAGCAGAUUUUUGACAUUCAUUGAUUGAAAAAUGACAAAAUGGACGAAUUUCUCAAUCCAAAAUGGCGUCUAAAUUUGGUUUGAUUUGCCCUUUACAUUGAUUUGAUUUCUUUUUCCAAAAAUCAUUCAAAGACCAACACGAAAAUAUCAAAUUUUGCUUAUAGUAGAUUUUUGACAUUCGUUGAUUGAAAAAUGACAAAAUGGACGAAUAUUUCAAACCAAAAUGGCUUUUAAAUUUUGUUUGAGUCGUCCACUACAUUAAUUUCAUAAUAUUUCAUUGCAUUUUCCAAAAUCAUUUGUGUCUCAACGUGAAUAUGUCAAAAUUCAUUUUUUAUUUUGUUAUCAGCAGUUUUUUUUUAUUGUGGUACUUUUUAAACAUUCUUAUAUUGAAAAAUAACAAAUUUCUAGCUCCAAAAUGGCGCCUAAACUCUAUUUGUCUUACCAACUAUUGACAUUUUCAACGUUUUUCGACCUAAAAUGGCGCCCACACUAUUUAUUUAUCCUUCCCAUACAGUUCAUUUUUGUUUUUUUUUCUUGUAGAUAUAAUUACAAACAUCCUAUAUAUAUAACUAACCUUGUUAGGUUUUUAGGCUUUCUUAUAUUGAACGAUAACAAAAUUAGUACCUGACAUUACAAAAAGGCUUCUAAACAUUCUAUUCAUACCUCAAUACAUUCUUUUAUAGAGUCAAAAAUUCUGUUUCGAUCACCUAUUACCAAAAUAUCAUUUUCCGAUACAAUACUUCAAAUUUUUUUGUUUUAUUUGUUAAAAGAUGAUAAAAAUUGUGUCUUAGAUUUCUAUUUUCCUCUAAUUAAACCAAAAAUUUUCUUCUAAACACUUUUAUAAACAAUUUUCAUUUUUAUUUUUUGCUUUUUUCUAUUUGUGACAGUUUUCAUACAUCCUCACAUCAAAAUAUUCUCUAAGGUGGCGCUCAAAUUUUAAAAAUUUAAUAUGACACAGUAUUAAACUGAUCCAAAAGCUCUCUAUAAGUAUAUACAGGGUGAGAAAUAAAUAUUGCAGUAUCCAUGGUCAAUAUUACAGAUUUUGGUUAGUUCCUCAAAUUAUUUAUCUUGUGUCUCUUAGUCUUUUAAUCCUAAUUAGGAAAAAAAAAUAGUUUUAAGGUUUUUUUUUCAGAAGAAAUACAUAUUGAUAUUGAAUUUUUACUCUUUUUUAUCCAAUUACCACUAUUAUAUGUUGUAAAUAGCUUUAAACUAUUUUUUUAUUAUUAUUUAUUUUGUAUGUUACAAGUUAAUGAUUUUAUAUCGUUUUUUUUAUUAUUAUUGGGUUUAAUUUUAUCAUUAACAAAUUAUUUUAAAUAUCGAAAAAAUUAUUAUUGAUAUUUAUUUUUCCUAAUGUGCUGUAAAAUAGUAUCUAAAUCGAAAUUUACUGUUUUUAUAAUUGUCGAUAUUAAAAAUUUUUAAUUAUCGAACAAUUUAUCAAAAACUUUAAAAUAAAAAUAAACAGCACAUUAGAAAAAAAAUCUUUUUGAGAUUCAAGUGAGUAUUUUUGUAAUAACUAUUUUUGCAUUUGUAGCUUUCAUUUAUAGCAAAUUAUUAAUUAUAUUUGUUAACGUUUGUAUGUCAAAUUAAAAAAAAAAAAAAAGAUUUUAUGAAUUUUUUAAAUAUAUCACACUUAGAUAACAAGAAAUGAUUAUUAAUUGUGGCUCAUAUAUUGAUAUUUAGUACAUACUCUUUAAUCUAUUUUUUAGCAAUCGAUUAUUUAUAUCGAGGCCAAACUUUUACUGCCAUAUUGUUGUGAAAAACAUAUACUUUGUUGUAAAAUUUCGGUUAUUUUUCUAUUACCAAUAUAAUACCAUUUUUCUAUAA